UAGAAGUAGAGGGAGAAGGAGAAGAAGGAGAAGAGAGAGAGAGAGAGAGAGAGAGAGAGAGGAGGAGGAGGAGAGAAAGGAAGGAAGAGAAGCAAGGGGUUUCGAGCGAGGGGACAUGCUCCCCUCUCCUAAAGUGUAGAAAUAAUAAGAAGAAGAAUUUAAAAUCCUUGGGAAGGUUGAAUGAGCAAUUAAGUGUGGAGAACCUUGCAAGAAUUUUGAAAUUCUAGUAUGCAGAAAAAUAAAGGCAUGGAGCACAGAUCAGCCUUUAAAAUCUCGUAGUCCUAGCCAUCCUAGUGAAAUUGAAGUGACUUGCACUUUCAUCCUUGUUACUCCAGUAACUUUUAAGUACAUGGACUCCAUGGCACAACAUUGCUAUCAGAUAAAGCAUCUAGGGCAUCAAUUGGUAGAUCAAGACUCAUCAUCUACUCAGUCAACUGUUCAAUCCCAUCGAGAAGUGUCUGCAGCUAGAAAAGAUGGUCUGCAGCAAUCUGUUUCAUCAGACUCUGGUAACGAUAAUACCUACAAGCAGGUUGAAGGUUCUGUAUCAGGUUUAUCUUUGGGAAAUUCAGGAGUUCUCUUCUCAUCUCCAAAGCUCGAUUACAGCCAGUCUAUUGCCUGCCUUCCAUACCCUUAUGCAGAUCCAUACUAUGGACAUGUUCUGGCUUCUUAUGGAUCACAUGCAAUUAUACAUCCACAAGUGGCAGGUAUGACUUCUCGUGUACCACUACCUCUGGAACCAGCAGCUGAUGAACCGAUUUACGUGAAUGCAAAACAAUAUCAUGGAAUCCUACGCCGCCGACAGCUGCGUGCUAAACUGGAGGCUCAAAACAAACUAGUGAAAGCUCGGAAGCCAUAUCUUCAUGAGUCUCGGCAUCUACAUGCUCUCAAGAGAGCAAGGGGAACAGGCGGCCGGUUCCUCAACACGAAGAAAUCUGAGCAGACCUCACAACCAAACAAUGCAGCUGACAGACAGAACAUAUCGAGCUCUGUUGUGCAACCUGCAGGCAGAAAUACCCUGGAAUCUGAGAUCCUUUUGUCGGAUAUGAACUCGAUGAACACUGCCAGCUCCGACAUCACAACCAUUUCAAAUGGUGGAACUCUUCCUCACCAGAGUCAUCUCGCAUUCUCCUCUGAUUUCAUGCAAGGUGCUGCUGGUGGUAUGAUCCAUAACGGAACCCGUAACCGGGUUCCGGUUAUGCGGUGAAAUGAAACUUGGGGGAAAUGGCUUGAAAGUGGCUGUCAUGCCACUGUCCUGCUGCUGCUUCCUCUUGGGCAAUUCAUCCUUGGCUUCGAUCUUUCUCGUCUAUGUUUCAAUCUUUCGUAGUUACUUCAAAAUGACUGUUAGGUGAAAACACUGUUUUAAGUUGGAGGAGCUGUGAGAGCUUCUCUUCUACUGAAGUUAACUAUGAAUGGUUAAAACUUAAAGAUAACUUUCAUGCUUUGCUUACUUUA
Dioscorea cayenensis subsp. rotundata (Guinea yam) is the source of this 1452-nucleotide messenger RNA. Its product is annotated as nuclear transcription factor Y subunit A-7-like. The coding region runs from base 350 to 1204 and encodes 284 amino acids. Gene Ontology annotation, cellular component: CCAAT-binding factor complex. The record is from RefSeq and is a predicted model, not a curated record. Gene Ontology annotation, biological process: regulation of transcription by RNA polymerase II. The transcript has 6 exons. NCBI's taxonomy places the organism in Eukaryota, Viridiplantae, Streptophyta, Magnoliopsida, Dioscoreales, Dioscoreaceae. Gene Ontology annotation, molecular function: DNA-binding transcription factor activity, RNA polymerase II-specific; RNA polymerase II cis-regulatory region sequence-specific DNA binding.